This is a messenger RNA of Bactrocera neohumeralis, 22162 nucleotides long. It is a transcript of the gene futsch, whose product is annotated as microtubule-associated protein futsch. Gene Ontology annotation, biological process: axonogenesis; microtubule cytoskeleton organization; dendrite development. Gene Ontology annotation, molecular function: microtubule binding; actin binding. Gene Ontology annotation, cellular component: microtubule associated complex; neuronal cell body; synapse. NCBI's taxonomy places the organism in Eukaryota, Metazoa, Arthropoda, Insecta, Diptera, Tephritidae. The record is from RefSeq and is a predicted model, not a curated record.
GUUGGUGAACGUGGAAAAAAAUUUCAGCUUUAAGCUAAAUUCACAAUAAAUAUCAAGUGGUUCGUGUACUGCUAGUCAAAAAAAACUAUAAGCUAUUGAACUUUCAUAGUUUUUGCUGCAUACUUAAAGGCUUAGUGAAGCAAAGGACUUUAAAGGUGGCGCAUUGUGAACGGGAUUAAGUCGGAUGUACUCAUGUUUUUGAGAUUUUACGACUCUUGGUGAACUUAAGAAGCCAACAGCUGGUUAAAACCACAAAAGAAAACAAAAAGGUGCAGAAAAAUACAAAAAUAUUUAUGCUUAAAAUUAAAAAUCUAUCAGUCAAACUGCACGUAAAUAAUAUUUAAAACAAAAAAAAAGAAAAAUACAGUUAUUAAUGAAAAUUUAUAAAAAAAAAUCAUUAAAGUGUUUACAAGUCCUCAGCAAAGCAAUGCAAAACUAUAAAAAAUAAAUAUUGAAUUAAUGAAAAUUAAAAAUAUCAUACAGCGCCAACUAGAUACGAAAAAAUAAUUGAAAAAAAAAUAUUGCAAAAAAAGUUGAAAAAUUCUAAUUGCAAAAAAUAAAGUUUUAAAGCUUGUGAAACACCCUGUAUAACAGCCUAAAUAACUAUUAGUUACAAAACCAACUAAACAAUAAAUUAAUUUACUUGUAAACGUUGCAUUUGCAACUGUGUGCAACGAAAACAAAACAACAACAAAAAACUUCACUUUCAAAAACUCUUCAAUUUAUCAAAAAAAAGCCAACACAGACUAAUACACAAGCAACAGAAGUGCUAAAUAGAACUAAUGCAAAUCACGCGCUUUUCCAAUUUCCUUUUGUAAACGUUAAGCAGCGCGAGCACAUACAUAAAAACAACAACAACACACAGCGCGAACAACAACUGCAUAGACAAAGUGGAGUCGGGCGUCACAAAAAAAACGGCAAAUACAAAUACAACAACUAAAUUUAGUGCAGAAAAGUUUGCGCUCUGCUAGAAUUUCGAGACGAAGCGCUGCAGUCGUGCAAGAACGUCAGUCAGUCAACGACGGCGCUUGCCACAAGUGACUCGCAGCAGAAACCGCUAGGCUGCAAGAAGUAUUUGAAGAAAAUCAGUGAAGAAGCGAGAAGUUAAUAAUUGGAAAAGUAUUUGAAAACUGUUUACGAAUGGAUUUUUUAUAAAAUUUUUAAGCAUUUCGGCGAAUGUGAUUUAGUGCGUACUUGAACCCGCAAACUAGCCAAGACACAUACCAGUUAAAGUAAAACGACCCCUAUACAACCAAAAGCUAAGAAAGAAAAGACUGAUUUUGAAUUGAAACUUCCAAGAAGUACUCAAAUCAAAGUAAACGUGUGCGUGUAAGUUGAGUGUUGAACACAGCGCCGAGCUGAAGCUUUAAAAUCGUCGAAUUGUGUGGUUUUCAAAACGACAACAAUUCACGCUGUGUGUAUUUCGAGCAGGUUCCUGUUAAACAGUAACAUUAAAAAGUGACGAACUUGAAAGGAAAUAAAAAAACUAAAAGCUGAAUUCUUAAAAUCUAAAACUGACUAAAGCAAAAACUACAGGGAAAUAAACCAAACCGGUAAAACUAAAAUAUUGAAAUUGAACUCACUGACUUGCAAACACAUUUGAAGUUACCGCUGCGCUGCUGCUGUAGCGCCACAAUUGUAAACGCGUAGCGCCAACGAGUACCGAAAACAAAAAAUCCAACUAAAUCCCGAGAGCCGACUUUAGCGCGCCACCCACGAGACGCCACAAACCAUGGCCAACGGCAACGGCAACAAUGCCAGCGUCGCCGCUACUAAUGGCGAAGGCAACGGCUUGGCAACUAAUGGCGGCACAACCACAACUACGACCAAUGGCACUGGCACAACGGUGGCCGAGCACUUGAAUGGCGGUGGCGCUGAGAGCGCCGUAAAUACCAACACCGGCGGAGCAGCGGAUGCUUUGGCAGCCGUUGGCGCAGCAGCUGGUACAGGCGAUGCAACAGAUGAUGGUGUGGCUGGCGAUGGUGGCGGUGUUGGUGGUGGCGUUGUUGGUUUGGGCGGUGCCGCUUCCACCUCAUCUAUGGGCGGCGAUGAUGCUGGCACCGAUGCGGGCGCCAGCUCAUUGCCCCCGUCCGAAGAGGCGGGCGGUCGUCCACCACUCGAUACAGCUUGCUCUGAUGGCGGUGGCGGUCCAUCGAGUUUGGGCGGUGGCAUGGUUGGGCCACCAAGUCCACUAACCGGUUGUUAUUUGCUAAUCGUGCUGGGUGAGCCACAUUCGGAGGAGCAUAAGGAUAAUAUAUUGCAGCAUUUGUUGAAGGGUUUCCUUUCAUGGGACGUCGGUGAUUGUCACGUCGAUUUGGAGGAGGAAUUGAAUACGAUCACGCAACACGCACCAGAGGGAGAGGAAGCUCGUCACGGCGAACGACUCAUUCAGUAUGCUAGUGAGAAUCUAGUCACUGAAGUGCUUAUACACCCUCAGUACAAUACACUCAUACAAUGUAUGCGUAAUCUACUGAGCAGUUUUACACGACAUCGUCACAUUAUACACGCUGGCUACACGUUCUCCGGCAAUGGUUCCUGGAUCUUACAGGAUGGAACCUUCUCCGUCUCCGACUUCUCGGAGGCGUUUCAGGAACACGAUGUACAGCGUGUCAUACGUGCCUACGCCGACACGAUUACAAUGAAUAUACAUUGCGCCGAUGCCGGCCACUGGCACAGCUUGCCACACAAAAGCUUUGCACGCCUCUGCAAAAUACGCAUCAAUCCCGUUGAUGUAUUGGACACCAGCAGUGAGGGUAUCAAUGCCUUUAUUGACUAUCUAGCACCAAUGCUUGUGCCCACAUCACUGCGGGAGCUGCUUGAGACCUCGGAUGUUGUGGGUAAUAUACGCUUUACGCAUCCAACACUAUAUGUCUUCCCCGGUGGACAAGGAGAUGCUGCACUCUUCGGCAUCAAUGGUUUUAAUAUGUUGGUUGAUGGUGGCUUUAAUCGCAAAGCUUGCUUCUGGGACUUCGUACGACACCUAGACCGCUUGGAUGCCGUCCUCAUGACACGCCUUAACAAUAGCAACAUACAGGGUAUCACUUCGGUGGUAUCUCGAAAGCGUGAUGCCCACGUUUAUCCACAAAUUGGACACUUCUUUGGUAAUGUGCCCGAUCGUAAAGGUGGUCUGCCCAGUCCCGAUGGCGACAAAGACCGCGACCCAUUGUUGGUUGAUCUCUUUGAGCAUGGCCACAAUUUGGUAAGCGAUCUUAAGUCGCUGGACUUGAAACCACAAAACUGCUAUCGCAACCAAGAGCCAAUAAAUCUGUAUCACAAAGUUGGACAUGGCACACUGGAUAUGUAUGUGAUUAGUCCUGCGCGUGACUCGAAAGAAGUAAAAGAAUUCUUAUCGAAGUGGCACUCCGGCGAUCAGCGUCUCUUUGCCGCACGCGAUACACGCGAAUUCAAUUUCCCACUACAAAACUUGGUUUCGAUCUGCGCACUGCUGGUGUGGCAACCAGCCAAUCCAGAUGAUACCAUCACCCGUAUACUCUUCCCCGGUAGCACACCUGAUUUUAAGAUACAAGAAGGCUUGGAAAAACUCAAGCAUCUAGAGUUCAUGAAGCACUCAACCUGCACUGCCAAAUCGAUUGCACCAGCUAUACAAACUGUGGUAACUACACGAAAAACAUUCAAGUCCGCCAUCGGUGCGCCUAUUGAGCCACUCAGCGUAACAUCUAAACCUAAAUUCGCACCAGUUGCUGCCGCGGCUGUUGCUAUACAGCAAGACAACAAAACUAAAGAGGCCGCAGCUGCCGCCGCCGCUGCACAGGUCAUUGAAGAGACUAAAGUGGAGAAAGUAGAGGCUGAGAAAAUUGUUUUGCCAAAGAAGGAAGACUCGGUGGACACUGAUGAACCUGCUGCUGAAACUGGCGAUGAGGCUGUGCCUGAACCAGAACCAGCUAUUGAGGUAGAGAGCAAGGAAGAAGACAAACCCGAUGGUGAAACUGCAGAUGAGGACAAUAAAGAAAAAGAAACCGAAACUGAGAAGAAGGUUGAGGUAGUAAUUGUUAAGCCACAGCCACAAGCUGCACCACAAAAGGAAGAAACACCUACACCCGAGGUGAUUAAACCAAGCAGAGUUGCUAAAGGAAAGGGGGACAAACCACGUGCCGAAGUCAAGCCUGUAGUGCGUUCACGCAUUGACACCAAACCACCCAAAUCAAUGGAGCGUAAGGGUAUAAGGAAGGACUUGGCUGCUGAGAAGAAGGCCUCACCCACUGCUACGCCACGCAAAGAGCCUGCAGCACCAAAACCGGGCGCAGCACGUGAUGUAAAACCUCGCGUUAUUACACGUGCCACCAAAUCCAGUCCCAGCAGCACGCCAGCUAAGAGCGCAAAAGACGCUAACAAUCGCAAGGUGCUCGAAUCGAAGCAGCAAGCGACACGGCAAGUUACCAGCACUUCCACUACUACGACCACACGUCGUGAAAUGACGCGUACCACUGCAGCGGAACGCAAAGAAUCACGUACACAACAACAGCAAGCUCAACAGCGCAAACCAAUUUCACGGCGUCCGCGUGGCGCUUCGCCAACAAAACGGGCACCCGGCAGUCCAGUCAAGUCGGCUAAGCCUAAAGCGGAUUUGAAGAAAUCACGUCUGGAUAAGGGUGGCACCACAGACUCCAGUCUGGUGUCAACGCCAUCGGCAGAUGAGGCAGUUGCUGCUAAAAAAUUACAAGAUCUGACCGCGUCACAAGAGUUGGAUGCCGAGAAGCAACGUGAACUCGACGAUCUCAAAGAAGAACAAGAAGUGGUACGUGAAAUAGAAGCAGUCUUUAGUCGAGAUGAAAUGAAACGACAAAAGCAAUUGGCAGCUGAAAUACGUGAAAUGUCUAAACAAGAUAGCACUACCGAGGCCGAAGAAGAGGAAGAGUAUUUGAUAAUUGAAAAGGAAGAGAUCGAUCAAUAUACCGAGGAUUCAAUUGUGGAGCAGGAAAGCAGCAUGACGAAAGAAGAAGAAAUUCAAAAACAUCAACGCGAUUCGCAAGAGUCGGAAAAGAAACGAAAAAAGAGCGCAGAAGAGGAAAUCGAAGCCGCCAUUGCCAAAGCAGAAGCCGAAGAACGCAAGGCACGACUCGAGGACGAAGCUGCUGAUGAAGCACCUGAAGCGGUGGAAGCUGCAGUAGAGGCUGACGAGGAACAAGUUGAAGAACCCGCACAUAAAAUAACUACUCCAGAGAAGUCAGAAAUUAAAGCCGAGGUACAAGAAAUAAUUACCACAGCUAAGGAUAUAGUCACAACACGCACUGAAGAGCAAAUAACCAAAGCCGAAGAAGAACUCUCUUCACCCACGCCUGAGGACAAAAUAAGCAGCGCCAAGAAAACUUCCGACACCAAAGAUGAGCUUAUCGAACAACCUGAAAUUAUGCCUGCCAAUUUACAAGAAAGUCUCCCAGAAGAGAAAUUCUCAGCUACCAUCGAGUCCGGCGCUACUACAGCGCCAACGCUGCCCGAGGACGAACGCAUACCUCUCGAUGAAAUCAAGGAAGACUUGAUAAUCGAGGAGAAAUAUGUUAAGGAAGAAACCAAAGAAACUGACCAGGCGGCUGGAUAUGAAGUAGCAGACGUUAAACCAACAGAACCUGCUGUAACUGCAGCCGGCGUUGUAAUUGAGAAAAUAGCCGAGCCCGUAAUUGUCGGCUUAGCUACCGCAGAACGUGUACUGCCAAUGAAGAUGACUUUCGAGGCACAACAAAAUCUGCUGCGCGAUGUUGUUAAAACUCCAGAUGAAGUAGCAGAUUUGCCUGUACAUGAAGAAGCCGACUUGGGUGUCUACGAAAAGGAUACACAAGAAAGCGGUAAAGUCAUUUCGCAUAAAGAAGAAAUUACAAAGGAGGAAAAGGAAACUGAAGAAAAAGAUAUUUGCGAAGGUAAAGAAGUGGAAGUUGCAGAGGAAGUAGGGACAGUAGAUCAGGUAGAUGAUGAGAAGGUGAAAGAGGAGAUUGCAGAAAAACCAGUGCAAGCAACCGAGGAAAAGGGUGUGUCUCCAACCGAAAAGAAACCGUCCUCACCUAUAGAAAAACCAAUUUCUCCUCUCGAGAAGGAACCAACUCCCCUCGAGAAAACCGGUUCCCCUGAUGAAAAACCAAGUUCUCCUCUGGAUAAACUGCCAUCUCCUACCGAAAAAGAAGAAAUACCAGCCAAACAAGUAUCCUCACCCACUGAGAAGCCAGAAUCCCCUGACAAGCAGCAACCUUCACCUGCUGAAAGGCAAACAUCUCCCGCUGAAAAAGAAACGACACCAGUAAAGGAAGAAGAGACGUCAACCGAAAAGUUUACUACUCCAUCCGAGAAACCUGUUUCUCCAACAGAAAAAGAGACUCCGAAAGAUGACAAAGAACCUUCCGCUAAAACAGAUAUUUUGACUAAGGAGGCCACGGCAUUUGAGGAAGUUCUUUCAGCUGCAGAAAUAUCCGUUUCUCCAACCGAAAAAGACACUCAACAAUUAGAUAAAAUGGCAUCACCCGCUGAGAAGCCUACAUCACCUCUUGAGAAGAAAGUGCUUAAAACAGAAGAUAUUAUAACUGAGAAAACACCUUCACCAAUCGAAAAAUCCGUCUCUCCAACUGAAAAGAAAGCAACCGAAGUAGAGAAAGAAUCAUCACCUCUUGCAGCUUCUCCAAUUGAAAAGGAGGCUCCAAAAGUUGAGAAAGUACCUUCACCCACUGAGAAACCUCCUGUUGAGAAGGAAACAGUAAAAGCAGAGGAUAUUGCAACCGAAAAAGCUGCCUCUACAACAGAAAAAGAAUAUUCUCCAACAGAAAAGGAGGCUGAGAAAGUACCUUCACCAGCAGAAAAAGACGUUUCUCCAGCUGAAAAGGAGACUUUGCACGUAGAGACUGUAACUUUACCUCUUGCAAGUUCUCCAACAGAAAAAGAAGCUCCCCAGAUUUCGAAAUUACCACCUCCUGCUGAGACGCCUGUAUCUCCUGUUGAGAAAGAAGCAUUAAAACCAGAAGAUAUUUUAACUGAAAAGGUACCGGCACCAACAGAAAAAUUGGAAAAAGAAUUUCUAAAAGCUGAAGACAUUUUAACCGAGAAAGAUGCUUCAACAGCAGAAAAAUCCAUCUCUCCAAUCGAAAAAGAAGCUAUAGAAGUAGACAAAGCUCCUUCUACAGCUGAUAAACCUACUGUAAAGGAAGUGUCACCUGUUUCAGGAGUUCAGAAAGAAGCUGAAAAGGUUCCAUCGCCUGAGGAUAAACCAACUUCUCUAGUAAAACCAGAAGAAGCUGUAACCGAUAAGAUGAUUGAGAAACGAAAAUCACCUAUAGAAUUAGAAGUACAAAGGAAAGAUAUUUUAGCCGCUGAUGCAGAAAAACCAGUAACUUCAUUAGAGCAAGAACUAGCAGAAUCUCAUAAAGCAAGCUUACCUUUAGAUAUAUCCGCUGAGGAACCAACUUCUGAUGAAAAACCCACGCCUUCUGAAGAUAAAUUAUCAUCACCUGUUGACAAAGCACCUACCGAAGAGUCAAAGAAGUCCACAAGCACCCCUGAAGAAAAGGAUGGUAGUGAAAUUACAUCGGAGGACGAGCUUCCUGCGCUAGUACUUGCAGAUAUUGAUACGUCUAAGCCAAAAGAUAAGGACGACACAGUUUCAGUCGGAAGUCCAGCAACCAUCGAAGAAGCUAUCGAAGUUGAAAUGCUGAAGUCCUUACAAGCCAGUAGAAAAACUUCUCAGGAAAUAAAAGAAAGUGAUUUCAAGGUGGAAUCUCGUAAAACAUCGGUAGUGUUAGACGAAAAAGAAGAAGAAAAGGAAGAAAAAGUCGAACUUUCUCCAAAAGAAAAAUCUCCUGUCGAAAGUAUCAAAGACGAGAAAUCAGCACCCGUCUCCAAAGAAGCCUCACUGCCAGGGUCAACUGUCGAAAGUAUUAAAGAUGAAAAGUCCCCCUGUGCAUCCAAAGAAAUCUCUCGACCAGCUUCUGCUGCAGGAAGUAUUCACAGCGAUGCUGAAAAAUUCGAAACAGAAACUGUUUCCUCUCCGGUUGAUAAGGCACCAACAAAAAUUGAUACUACUGAUCUUACUUUAAUGUUGGACGUAUCAAAAGGAGAUACCAAACUGCCAACAUCAUCAAGUCCUGUCGAUGUCGCGGAAGGCCAGUUCUCGGAAGUUAAAGACACAUUAGUCGAAACUCAAAAAGCAUUUGCUGAGAGCACUACUGUUAGUGGUGCGGAGACCGUUUCCAGUCCUAUAGAUGAGGCAAAAGAUCUACUCACAGAAGCUGCUAUUACUACGCGUCCGGAAAGUCCAGAAGCUGAAAAAUCACCUGUUAUAUCAAAAGAAACAUCUCGAAAAUCAUCACAAAGUGAACCUGCAGCCGGUAGCACUAAAGACGAAACAUCUCCCGUCGCUUCUAAGGAAAUAUCUCGACGAGAAUCCGUCGCAGAAAGCAUAAAGGAUGAAAAAUCUUUAAUCACUUUCAAAGCAGAUACCGAUACGGAAGACCUCAAAGACCAAAAGUCACCUGAAAUACCAACAAAACCUGCCCAAACCGCUUCCACAGCCCAAAGUGUCAAAGAAGACAAAUCGCUUCUUGAUUCAAAAGAAGUGUUAGAGCCAGAAUCAACUAUAGAAAGCCUUAAAGAAGAAAAAUCACCAAUCAUAUCUGAAGAAGUAUCUCGUACUGAGUCUGUUGCAGAGAUCACCCAAGAAGAAAAGGAUCAAGUUAUUGAAACAAAAACCGCUUCAUCACCAGUGGAUAAGGCUUCCACUAAGUUAGAUCCAACAGAACUGGCACUUGACUUAGAUAAAACAAAAGUUGACACUAAGCUUCCAACAUCUUCAAGUCCUGUAGAUGUUGCUCAUGGUGACUUCGCUGAAGUAAAAGAAACAUCUGUUGCAUAUAAAAAAACUCCAGCAGAAGAAACCACUGUAGCAGGUGCGGAAACAGUAUCCACUCCAGUUGAUGAAGCAAAAGAGAUAAUUGGUAUCACUGCAGAGGAGAUAACACGCCCUGAAAGUCCUGAAGGUGCUUCUCCUAAAAUCUCUAAAGAAAGCUCUCGACGACCAUCUGUGGGAGACAAAGUAGAUAAGUCACUACUCACAUCAAAGCCAGGGUCGACGGAAGAGAGUUUGAAAGAUGACAAAUCCGCUGUUCCUUCUGCGGAGCCCUCACGACGAGAGUCCGUGGCAGAAAGUGUCAAAGACGAAACAAAGGUAGUUACAUCAAAGCCCGUUUCCGUAGCGGAGAGCGUCAAAGAUGAAAAGUCCGCUGUUCCUUCUGCAGAGCCCUCACGUCGAGAGUCCAUGGUAGAAAGUAUUAAAGAUGAAAAGUCACCAGCCGCAUCCAAACCCGCUUCGGUAGCUGAGAGCGUAAAAGAUGAAAAGUCCGCUGCUCCUUCUGCAGAGCCCUCACGACGAGAAUCCAUGGCUGAAAGUAUUAAAGAUGAAAAGUCACCAGUCGCAUCCAAACCCGCUUCGGUAGCAGAGAGCGUAAAAGAUGAAAAGUCUGCUGCUCCUUCUGCAGAGCCCUCACUUCCUGAAUCUGUGGCCGAAAGUAUUAAAGAUGAAAAGUCACCAGCCUCAUCCAAACCCGCUUCGGUAGCAGAGAGCGUAAAAGAUGAAAAGUCCGCUGCUCCUUCUGCAGAGCCCUCACGACGAGAAUCCAUGGCAGAAAGUAUUAAAGAUGAAAAGUCACCAGCCGCAUCCAAACCCGCUUCGGUAGCAGAGAGUGUCAAAGAUGAAAAAUCUGCUGCUCCUUCUGCAGAGCCCUCACUUCCUGAAUCUGUGGCCGAAAGUAUUAGAGAUGAAAAGUCACCAGCCGCGUCCAAACCCGCUUCGGUAGCAGAGAGCGUAAAAGAUGAAAAGUCCGCUGCUCCUUCUGCAGAGCCCUCGCGACGAGAAUCCAUGGCAGAAAGUAUUAAAGAUGAAAAGUCACCAGUCGCAUCCAAACCCGCUUCGGUAGCAGAGAGCGUAAAAGAUGAAAAGUCCGCUGCUCCUUCUGCAGAGCCCUCACUUCCUGAAUCUGUGGCCGAAAGUAUUAAAGAUGAAAAGUCACCAGCCGCAUCCAAACCCGCUUCGGUAGCAGAGAGCGUAAAAGAUGAAAAGUCCGCUGCUCCUUCUGCAGAGCCCUCACUUCCUGAAUCUGUGGCCGAAAGUAUUAGAGAUGAAAAGUCACCAGCCGCGUCCAAACCCGCUUCGGUAGCAGAGAGCGUAAAAGAUGAAAAGUCCGCUGCUCCUUCUGCAGAGCCCUCGCGACGAGAAUCCAUGGCAGAAAGUAUUAAAGAUGAAAAGUCACCAGUCGCAUCCAAACCCGCUUCGGUAGCUGAGAGCGUAAAAGAUGAAAAGUCUGCUGCUCCUUCUGCAGAGCCCUCACUUCCUGAAUCUGUGGCCGAAAGUAUUAGAGAUGAAAAGUCACCAGCCGCAUCCAAGCCCGCUUCGGUAGCAGAGAGCGUAAAAGAUGAAAAGUCUGCUGCUCCUUCUGCAGAGCCCUCGCGACGAGAAUCCAUGGCAGAAAGUAUUAAAGAUGAAAAGUCACCAGUCGCAUCCAAACCCGCUUCGGUAGCAGAGAGCGUAAAAGAUGAAAAGUCUGCUGCUCCUUCUGCAGAGCCCUCACUUCCUGAAUCUGUGGCUGAAAGUAUCAAAGAUGAAAAGUCACCAGUCGCAUCCAAACCCGCUUCGGUAGCUGAGAGUGUCACAGAUGAAAAAUCUCCUGCUCCUUCUGCAGAGCCCUCACGUCGAGAGUCCAUAGCAGAAAGUAUUAAAGAUGAAAAGUCACCAGCCGCCUCCAAACCCGCUUCGGUAGCAGAGAGUGUCAAAGAUGAAAAAUCUGCUGCUCCUUCCGCAGAACACUCACGUCCAGAGUCUGCGGCUGAGAGUAUUAAAGAUGAAAAGUCACCAGUGGCAUCAAAGGCCGCUUCCGUAGCAGAGAGCGUAAAAGAUGAAAAGUCUGCUGCUCCUUCUGCAGAGCCCUCACUUCCUGAAUCUGUGGCCGAAAGUAUUAGAGAUGAAAAGUCACCAGUCGCAUCCAAACCCGCUUCGGUAGCUGAGAGCGUAAAAGAUGAAAAAUCUGCUGCUCCUUCCGCAGAACACUCACGUCCAGAGUCUGCGGCUGAGAGUAUUAAAGAUGAAAAAUCACCAGUGGCAUCAAAGGCCGCUUCCGUAGCAGAGAGCGUAAAAGAUGAAAAGUCUGCUGCUCCUUCUGCAGAGCCCUCACUUCCUGAAUCUGUGGCCGAAAGUAUUAAAGAUGAAAAGUCACCAGUCGCAUCCAAACCCGCUUCGUUAGCAGAGAGUGUCAAAGAUGAAAAAUCCGCUGCUCCUUCUGUAGAGCCCACACCUCCUGAAUCCGCCGCUGAGAGUAUAAAAGAUGAAAAGUCACCACUCGCAUCCAAGGCCGUAUCGGUAGCAGAGAGUGUCAAAGAUGAAAAAUCUGCUGCACCAUCAGCAGAGCUCUCACGUCCGGAUUCUAUAGCUGCAAGUAUCAAAGAUGAUAAGUCACCACUUGCUUCAAAGCCUGAGUCAGCUGCCGAGAGUAUAAAAGAUGAAAAAUCUCAUACAGUUUCUAAAGAAAUUUCUAGAUCUGAUUCACCAACAGCUCUGGGAACCAAGGAGGAAAUUGAUACUGUUUCUUCACCCGUGGAGCGAGCACCAAUAAAAAUUGAAGAUUUGCAAUUGGCAUUAGACUUGGAAAGUGCUAAGUUAGAUGCCAAACUACCAACGAAAUCCAGCCCUGUAGAUGUUGCGGACGGGCAUUUCCCCGAUGCCGCAAUUGAACCCAGCAAAAAAAGUGAUCUAACAAGUGCACCAGCAGAAAGUGCUGUUUCAAGUGUUGCAGAUACAGUUUCAAGUCCCAUAGACGAAGCUAAGGAUAUAGUUGAUGUCAGCGAUGUUAGACAAGCAGAUACAACAGUGUUUGCUGAAACUCUCGAUGCCCUCGCUAAAGAGUUGGAAGAGGCAGCUGAAAAAGUUGGCGACGACGCUAAAAUUGAAAAAGAUGAAAAAUCCGCUGCUCCUUCUGUAGAGCCCACACCUCUUGAAUCCGCCGCAGAGAGCAUUCAAGAUGAAAAAUCACCAGUCGCAUCCAAACCCGUAUCGGUGGCAGAGAGUGUCAAAGAUGUAAAAUCUGCUGCACCAUCUGCAGAACCCUCACGUCCAGAGUCUGUGGCUUCAAGUAUCAAAGAUGACAAGUCACCACUUGCUGAUAUCAGCGAUGUUAGACAAGCAGUUACUACAGUCUUUGCUGAAACUCUUGAUGCGGAAACCAUUAAGAUGAUUGAUAAAAUAACAGAAGAAGUUGAAAGCAAGUUAAAGGUGGCAGUCGAAGAAACAAUUGAGAUCACAGAAGAAGUUACUAAAGUCGCAGAUGAAUCUACUAAGAUAAGUGAAGUGCUAAAAGAGGCAAUGGCUGAUGAAGUUAAGACGGUAGCCGAGGAAUCUGUUAAAAGAACUGAAGCUAUAAGCGAGGUUGUUGAAGAUGGAGCUGUGACCACAAUCGAAGAGAUCAACAAAACCACAAAAAUCGCUAAAGAGACAAUUAAAGAUGAAGCCAAAAAAGUGGAAGAAAAAACCAAGGAUAUAGUUGAGGAAAUCUCCAAGACAGUCAGCGACAUAAAAGAAGAUGUAACAACAUCAAUCUCCGGGACCGUAGAUAUGGCCGCCAAAAGAACUGAAGAAAGCUCAAAAGCAAUAACUGAAGAAAUUGAUGACAAACUGGAACUUUUAGCAGAAAAGGUGGAAAUAACGGCGCAAGGAGCAGUUGAAAAAUUAGAUGAAACAACAAAGACUAUUGGCGAAGCAUUCCAUAAAACUGGAGAAAAACUUGAAGAUUUGACCAAACUUACAGAAGAAAAAAGUAAAACUGUAGUGGAAGAUGUAACACAUACGUUUAUUGAAGUGUCUCAAGCUGUCGAAGACAAGACAAAAACUAUAACUGAAGAAGUCUCCAAAAAAGCUGAAGAAGUGGAGACGGCGGCUGAGGAGAAAACGAAAACUCUUGCUACAGAGGCCGGCGAGAUAGCUGAAGAAAUCUCCAAAAAGUUUACUGACGCUCAAGACCUCGCUACAGAAGAAGUUACCACAGCUGUUAGUACCACGGUUGAGACAAUUACAACUGAUGUUUCCACAGGCAUUACUGGAUUCCUCAAAGAUGUCAAGAGCAGCAUAUUCAGCACUGCAGAGAAAAAACAUGAGCAGUUGAAGGAAAUCACAGAAGAAAUAAUCAAACCUGAACAAAUCCAACUCGACUCUUUGCCAGUUGCUACAAAACUACCCCUUGAGCUGAGCACAUACUCAACUGAAUUAAGAGAAACCCAUAUUACUACUGUGGAAUCGCCCGAAUUUAAAGUGACAAUGACCGAACGCGAUGAAACCAUACUUCACGACAUUAAGGAAGAGGACGAAGAGCACAGAAUAUCCCCACCCACAACAAAACCGGCAAUAUGCAGUGAACAGCCCUUACGUCCAGUUUCACCACGUGAAGAAGAGGUUGCUAAAAUAGUAGCCGACGUUGCUAAGGUUUUGAAAUCUGAAAAAGAUAUAACUGAAAUAAUUCCAGAUUUCGAUGAAGAAAAGUUGAUACAGCGUUUGAAAACACCAGAAGAAACCGAGCCAGAAACCAUUACGGUUCAAAGGAUGUUAGUAACCGCCAGCAGUGAAGAUGGUGGAGAAGAAAUAGAUAUAUGUCCAAAAGGUAGUAUUGUUUUUACGCCGACAAUGGCUCCCGAAACUAUACCAGAAAGAGUUUCUACAAUUAAACCACUAGACAUAGAUUACCAACACUACACUGAGGACUCUGGCGCAGAGGAAUCGGAAAAGUCUUCUCCUGAGCUACGUUCGGGUCCGAUAUCUAUUGAAGAAAAAGACAAAAUUGAAGAGUCCGAAAAAGAGCUUCGUAAAGAAGCCGCAACUAAAGUUGAAAAAGUCGAACAGAAUAAAGAUACUACCGAAUCUCAGCGAGAGUCAAUUAUGUCGACUACAGAAAGCAAGAAAGAUGAUAAGUUACCAAUAGCUUCCAAGCAACCAUCACGACCAGAAUCUAUCGUCAGUACUAAGGACGAGUAUAUUGAAGAAACUGUUGAAUCUCGUCGUGAGUCAGUUUUGUCGACGCAGGAAAGCAAGAAAGAUGAUAAGUCACCUGUGGCUUCCAAGGAACCAUCACGACCAGAAUCAGUUUCUAGCACUAAAGACGAAAAGAUUGAAGAAACUGUUGAAUCCCGCCGGGAGUCAAUUUUGUCGACUACAGAAAGCAAGAAGGAAGAAACGGUCGAAUCUCGUCGUGAGUCAGUUUUGUCGACUGCAGAAAGCAAGAAAGAUGAUAAGUCACCUGUGGCUUCCAAGGAACCCUCACGACCAGAAUCUGUCGUCAGUACUAAGGAGGAGCAAAUUGAAGAAACUGUUGAAUCUCGUCGUGAAUCAGUUUUGUCAACUGCCGAAAGUAAAAAAGAUGAUAAGUCACCUGUGGCUUCCAAAGAACCAUCACGACCAGAAUCUGUCGUCAGUACUAAGGACGAGAAAAAGGAAGAAACUGUUGAAUCUCGUCGUGAGUCAGUUUUGUCGACUGCAGAAAGCAAGAAAGAUGAUAAGUCACCUGUGGCUUCCAAGGAACCCUCACGACCAGAAUCUGUCGUCAGUACUAAGGAGGAGCAAAUUGAAGAAACUGUUGAAUCUCGUCGUGAAUCAGUUUUGUCGACUGCAGAAAGCAAGAAAGAUGAUAAGUCACCUGUGGCUUCCAGAGAACAAUCACGACCAGAAUCUGUCGUCAGCACUAAAGACGAGAAAAUUGAAGAAACUGUUGAAUCUCGUCGUGAGUCAGUUUUGUCGACUGCAGAAAGCAAGAAAGAUGAUAAGUCACCUGUGGCUUCCAAGGAACCAUCACGACCAGAAUCAGUUUCUAGCACUAAAGACGAAAAGAUUGAAGAAACUGUUGAAUCUCGUCGUGAGUCAGUUUUGUCGACUGCCGAAAGCAAGAAGGAAGAAACGGUCGAAUCUCGUCGUGAGUCACUUUUGUCAACUGCAGAAAUCAAGAAAGAUGAUAAGUCACCUGUAGCUUCGAAGGAACCAUCACGGCCAGAAUCAGUCUCUAGCACUAAAGACGAAAAGAUUGAAGAAACUGUUGAAUCUCGUCGUGAGUCAGUUUUGUCGACUGCAGAAAGCAAGAAAGAUGAUAAGUCACCUGUGGCUUCCAAGGAACCAUCACGACCAGAAUCUGUCGUCAGUACUAAAGACGAGAAAAUUGAAGAAACUGUUGAAUCUCGUCGUGAGUCAAAAAAAGAUGAUAAGUCACCUGUAGCUUCCAAGGAACCAUCACGACCAGAGUCUGUUUCUAGCACUAAAGACGAGAAAAUUGAAGAAACUGCUGAAUCUCGUCGUGAGUCAGUUUUGUCGACUGCAGAAAGCAAAAAAGAUGAUAAGUCACCUGUGGCUUCCAAGGAACCAUCACGACCAGAAUCAGUUUCUAGCACUAAAGACGAGAAAAUUGAAGAAACUGUUGAAUCUCGUCGUGACAAGAAAGAUGAUAAGUCGCCUGUGACUUCCAAGGAACCAUCACGACCAGAAUCAGUCUCUAGCACUAAAGACGAAAAGAUUGAAGAAACUGUUGAAUCUCGUCGUGAGUCAGUUUUGUCAACUGCCGAAAGUAAAAAAGAUGAUAAGUCGCCUGUGGCUUCCAAGGAACCAUCACGACCAGAAUCUGUCGUCAGCACUAAAGACGAGAAAAUUGAAGAAACUGUUGAAUCUCGUCGUGAGUCAGUUUUGUCGACUGCAGAAAGCAAGAAGGAAGAAACGGUCGAAUCUCGUCGUGAGUCACUUUUAUCAACUGCAGAAAUCAAGAAAGAUGAUAAGUCUCCAGUAGCUUCCAAAGAACCAUCACGACCAGAGUCUGUUUCUAGCACUAAAGACGAGAAGAUUGAAGAAACUGUUGAAUCUCGUCGUGAAUCAGUUUUGUCAACUGUCGAAAGUAAAAAAGAUGAUAAGUCACCUGUGGCUUCCAAAGAACCAUCACGACCAGAAUCCGUCGUCAGUACUAAGGACGAGAAGAUUGAAGAAACUGUUGAAUCUCGUCGUGAGUCAGUUUUGUCGACAACCGAAAGUAAGAAGGAAGAAACUGUUGAAUCUCGUCGUGAGUCACUUUUGUCAACUACAGAAAUUAAGAAAGAUGAUAAGUCUCCAGUAGCUUCCAAGGAACCAUCACGACCAGAGUCUGUUUCUAGCACUAAAGACGAGAAGAUUGAAGAAACUGUUGAAUCUCGUCGUGAUUCAGUUUUGUCGACUGCAGAAAGCAAAAAAGAUGAUAAGUCACCUGUAGCUUCCAAGGAACCAUCACGACCAGAAUCAGUUUCUAGCACUAAAGACGAAAAGAUUGAAGAAACUGUUGAAUCUCGUCGUGAGUCACUUUUGUCAACUACAGAAAUCAAGAAAGAUGAUAAGUCUCCAGUAGCUUCCAAGGAACCAUCACGACCAGAGUCUGUUUCUAGCACUAAAGACGAGAAAAUUGAAGAAACUGCUGAAUCUCGUCGUGAGUCAGUUUUAAAAGAUGAUAAGUCACCUGUAGCUUCGAAGGAACCAUCACGACCAGAGUCUGUCUCUAGCACUAAAGACGAAAAGAUUGAAGAAACUGUUGAAUCUCGUCGUGAGUCAGUUUUGUCGACUGCAGAAAGCAAGAAAGAUGAUAAGUCACCUGUGGCUUCCAAGGAACCAUCACGACCAGAAUCUGUUUCUAGCACUAAAGACGAGAAGAUUGAAGAAACUGUUGAAUCUCGUCGUGAGUCAGUUUUAUCAACUGCCGAAAGUAAGAAGGAAGAAACUGUUGAAUCUCGUCGUGAGUCACUUUUGUCAACUACAGAAAUUAAGAAAGAUGAUAAGUCUCCAGUAGCUUCCACAGAACCAUCACGACCAGAAUCUGUCGUCAGCACUAAGGACGAGAAGAUUGAAGAAACUGUUGAAUCUCGUCGUGAGUCAGUUUUGUCGACUGCAGAAAGCAAGAUAGAUGAUAAGUCGCCAGAGGCUUCUAAAGAACCAUCACGACCAGAAUCUAAAUUGAAAGAAACUGUUGAAUCUCGUCGUGAGUCACUUUUGUCAACUACAGAAAUCAAGAAAGAUGAUAAGUCUCCAGUAGCUUCCAAAGAACCAUCACGACCAGAGUCUGUUUCUAGCACUAAAGACGAGAAGAUUGAAGAAACUGUUGAAUCUCGUCGUGAAUCAGUUUUGUCAACUGCCGAAAGUAAAAAAGAUGAUAAGUCACCUGUUGCUUCCAAGGAACCAUCACGACCAGAAUCUGUCGUCAUCAGUUUAUCAACAACCGAAAGUAAGAAGGAAGAAACCGUCGAAUCUCGUCGUGAGUCAGUUUUGUCGACUGCAGAAAGCAGGAAAGAUGAUAAGUCGCCAGUGGCUUCCAAGGAGCCAUCACGACCAGAAUCUGUCGUCAGUACUAAAGACGAGAAAAUUGAAGAAACAGUUGAAUCUGGUCUUGAGUCAGUUUUAUCGACUGCAGAAAGCAAGAUAGAUGAUAAGUCAACUGUGGCUUCCAAGGAAACUUCACGACCAGAAUCUGUCGUCAGCACUAAAGACGAUAAGAUUGAAGACACUGUUGAAUCUCGUCGAGAGUCAGUUUUGUCCACUGCAGAAAGCAAGAAAGAUGAUAAGUCACCUGUGACUUCUAAGGAACAUUCAGGACAAGAAUCUGUUGCUAGCUUCAAGGAUGGGAAGAUCGGUGGCACUUGGGAAAUUGGAAGUACUUCAGUUUUGGCUUCAACUGAGGUAAAAGAAGUGAAAGCUGCUAAAGAAGAACAAUCUGUGGAAACCGCUGACGUUCACAUAAUUACGGUGGGAGAAAGGACUUCGGCAGUAUCUAAAUCAGUGGAAAGUGAAAUCAUUACUCAGAAGGAAGAAUUGAAUAAAGCUAGCCUAGCAACCACUGAAUCUAGAUCUGCACAUACGACGUUAGAGGAAAAGAAAGCUGAUUCAUUCACAACUGAAUCUAGAUCCUCAACAACGGAAAUAUCAACUAUUGUUAGUAAGUCAAUAGAUUCAUCCAUUCGUUCACAUCUUUGUGAGGAAUCUCAUAGUGAAUCCAUGAGUAGUGUUAAAGUAGAAGAUGGUUCUCCGAGAGAGUCACUUUCCAGUUUCGUUGGAAGCAAAGAUGAUCCUAAAGUAGGUGAUGGUAAAAAACUCGAAGAAUCCUUGUUAAAGUCUGUGAAAACUGAAGUGCUCACCCAAGCGGAGGAGUCCAUAACACAUUCAGAGGAAUGUUCUUCAGAGUCCAUAAUUAGUGAAAUUCAAACCAGCGAUAUGACAACACAAAAAGUAGAUGCACACACAACGCUCAAAACUGCCACCCAAAGUGAGUCUGUGGCCCUAGACGGUAAAGAAACUCUCAAGGACACCGUGGCUGAGUUCUUAGCUACAGAGAAAAUUGUUGCAGCGAAGGAUAGCUUUGUAAGCGACACAAAAACUACAAAGUCUUCAGGUGAAACUUUAGAAAACACUAUAAAAACAACAACAACACAAUCGACUACAGAAUCUCGUAGAACAUCUGAUUUACUGGCAAGCAUGAAAGACAGUUCGCGAAGAGAAUCCGAAUACAGUCAAACAAGCGAAGGACGGCACACACACAGCGACCACGAAGACGAAGAGGAAGAUGAGUGUCUAAUUAGCAUGAAGGAGGGACGUUCUAAAUCUAUAGCUACAAUUAUGAUGACCAGCAUUUAUAAACCCUCCGAGGACGUAGACACUUUUGAAAAGCUAGAAGAAGAGGAAAGUGAAGAGCAUGCUGAAUAUCUUGAAGCAGCGGAAUCAACUGUCACCAAAUCAACAAGUAUCGCGCACAAGGCAAGUGAAAAAGUUAGUGCCGUGAGUUCCGAGGGCAAAUCAAAAAUAUCAACACAAUUGGAAACCAUAAUCUUAACACAACCCCUUGAGAGUGAUCCAAAGACUCCACCCACUGCCCCAGUGAGCCCUGGCAUAAAACAUACCACAACUGGCGCAAGUACUGUAGUAACCACUACAACAACAUUAAGUGAAACUUGCGGAAGCAGUGCAGCUUCAGUGAGUGGACCACUCUCACCAAGAGAUAUUAGCGAUGCGUCCGAAUCGUCGCCAAAACCCACUUCGCCAUUCCCGCGUGUUAGCAAAGAAGAGCUUAAAUCAGCCAGCGCCGCUGUCAGUGAAGCCAUCAGCUCUGGCACUUAUGCGACACAAGAGUACAGCGAGAGCAUGUUGCCAGACUUACAUGAGCUGCGCGGUAUAGAGAAGACAACUGCACUUAGUGGCAGCACUGAAAAAAUAAUCACAACAACUAUUACAACCGUAACCAAAGUGAUAUCUAGCGAUGGCAAGGAAAUCGUUAUGGAAGAGAAGACAGUUACCACCACAGACACCACCGAGCCAGAUGGUGAGAAGGUGACUGUAACCACCACACGUACUACCAGCGAAAGUGACAAGAGCGAUCACAUAUUGCCUAAGGAGGUGGCGUUGCUGCGCGGCGCCUACCGUUCUUCCACACCCGGCAGCGACGACGAACGUUUGACUGGCGCUUACAUGAGUGAUGAUGAGCUGCCAGCAUCGCCACGCAGCCUUGCGUCAUCACAUGGCGCAAGCUAUGAAUUGCAACGAUCCAGCUCUGGCGUGAGUAAACGCUCCGACUUCGAUGUGGACGACAGCCAAGACGAUAUACCGCCACAAUAUGGCAGCGAAGAACACUCUGCCGCCCGCGCUGUAUCUUCAACCAUCAGCUGCCUACAAAAAAUCGCCGAUCCAAUGAGCACCUCUUUCUAUGGCGCAUUGCCUGACAGUUUCGACACCAAGCCAACAGCACCAAUACCCAUAUGCGGCACCACAACGCAUACCGUAACCACGCGCACAUAUGUUGCCGACUCGCCCCCUAGUCAAUCUACGGAGAGCAUCGAAAGCACUAGCCAAACCUCAGCCAGCCGUCAAGUGAUCAGCGGCGGCACACGCGCCAGCGUUGACAGUGGCGAUCACAAAUUCCUCGAAGAAGCCGACAUGGAUUUCGAAAAGGCGCUUGAAGAGCAUGUACAAGUACGUGGCGCCGAUGUUAUGUCUUCAGUCACCGCCAAGUAUUCUUAUUCGCCCUCCAAAGCGGAAGAGGUAGAGCAUAGUGUGGCCAGCGUUGAAAAGCCAAAAUUCCCGUUGGUUGAUGUGCAGAAAACACGCUUCACCGAGACCGGUACCACUGUAUCCAGCAGCAGUAGCACAAUCGAAAGCGCAACUGAAAGCAAAGAUGGCAAGACAACAAUUACUACGACCACAACAACCACUACUAGUGCUGAAGGCGCAGACACAACUGCCAGUGAGACCACAACAACCACCACCACGACGACAUCAAGCGCUACCGGAGCACUGCCUAAAGAUCCUCUAAAGGAAUGGGGUAAACCAUUGGGACUGCCAUCGCCCGCACCACUGCCCAUUGAGGGUGAUGUGCGCACCACACCGAAGAAGGAGCGUCGCUUAGUGGCCACUAAGACACGUCUAAACAACGAAAAGAAUCUACGCAAACGUUCAGAGUCGCCCAAUAAGGCCAAGAAGCCGGCACCCGUUUAUGUGGAUCUCACAUAUGUACCACACAAUGGCAAUUCCUACUACUCACACGUCGAAUUCUUCAAGCGUGUGCGAGCGCGUUACUAUGUCUUUUCCGGCACCGAACCCAGCCGUCAAGUGUACGAUGCGCUGUUGGAGGCAAAGCAAACAUGGGAGGACAAGGACUUGGAGGUCACCAUAAUACCCACAUACGAUACGGAUGUGCUAGGCUAUUGGGUUGCUGAGAAUGAGGAGCUUUUGGCCAAAUAUCGUAUCGAUUUAUCGCCUUCAGCAUCGCGUUGCACAAUCAACUUGCAGGAUCACGAGACAUCAUGCGCCGCCUAUCGCUUGGAAUUCUAGGCCACGGGGAUGUUUAUCUCGUUCGCCGAUGCCGAAAAUCUCAUACAACUCUACAACUAAAAGCUUAACUCUACUACUAAAUACUUUAAGUACUAAAACAUAAGAUCAAACUAAAGAAUACAAUUAAAAAUUCAAAGAAAUUAAAAUGGCAAUGAAGCUUUUGACCAAACAUCAAUCGUGAAGCUUUUUAUGAAAACAAGACAAAACUUGCAACAAACGAACAAGUAAAUAAUAGCAACACAUGAAAGAUUUCGUGGCUGGAGCUUGCACGUAAGCGUGUUAAGUGUGCGCACUUAAACAACCGCUGCAAAGUGCGACAGCCAACGAGAGCUUUCACGCUUCAAAAGCCCACAACUCAGCGUCGCAACACAAGCGCAAAUACAAAAGCUUGACAUACCUGUUGAAGAAAACAAAACACAAAUACAUAAUAAAAAACUGAAAAUCUGUAACUGAAAAAACGGAAUGAGUGAAAGCUUGACAGAGCUUUGCGCUUAUAUAAGAACGCAGCUUUGUAGCAGCUUUUGCGCAAUUUUGGUGAAACGAGAGUUAUUAGCAUAGCAGACAUGAGCAUAAUUAUGGCGGAGUUCUUGGUGUACUACACGAGAUUUUGCAAUUGGAAAAAAUUGAGUGUAGCGCCAUUUUGUUUAUUGAUGCCGCUCAUUUUUAUGCGAAGUCGUAAAAGGCAAUACAGCGGAAAAGCGGCACUUGUAAUAUUAAACAGUGCAAAAGAAUUGUAAUUCAAGCAAAAAGGUAAUUACAGUAAUUAAAUACAUAUUUGUUGAAGAUAUUUAAUUACACAAAAGAGAUAUACGUAUGUAUUGCCCGAUUUAUGUAAAGCUGUAAAUGACUCUUUAAGAAAACGAAAAACUAAAAGAAAAUAGAAGAAGUGAACGCUGAAAGCGAAGAAAUAAUAAAAAUUAAAAACAGAAUAUUAAAGCAUAAUAAAAAGCGAUUAAAAUAACAACUUUGUGAGCAGAGCAAACGAUGAGAGAAUUGAUGAGAGUAGAUUGCUGAGAAGAAAAGUCAAAAGAAACAUAAAAAGCUUUGAAAUAAUUAGAAAGGAAUUAAAAUUGAAAAUUAAAUAAAUAAAUAUGAAAAUAUAUAUCUAUAGAUUAAUUGAGUAAAAAAAGAAACGAAAGAGAUAUCAAUAAAAUAACUGAUUACAAUAUAAAAAGAGUAUGAAAAAUAGGUAAAAACAUAAAUAAAAAAUAAUAGUUUGAAAAAACUCACAGAAAAAACUACAAAAAGUAAUUAAAAAAUAAAUUUAAAUAAAAGGAAUAAAAGUAUAAUAAAAUAGAGAAAAAUAAAUAAGAUUUAAUAAAAUAAUUAAAU